This is a messenger RNA of Brassica oleracea var. oleracea, 849 nucleotides long. RefSeq names its product vacuolar iron transporter homolog 1-like. Gene Ontology annotation, biological process: intracellular manganese ion homeostasis. Gene Ontology annotation, molecular function: manganese ion transmembrane transporter activity; iron ion transmembrane transporter activity. The record is from RefSeq and is a predicted model, not a curated record. The transcript has a single exon. The coding region runs from base 57 to 644 and encodes 195 amino acids. NCBI's taxonomy places the organism in Eukaryota, Viridiplantae, Streptophyta, Magnoliopsida, Brassicales, Brassicaceae. Gene Ontology annotation, cellular component: membrane.
ACAUUUCAUUAAAUAUUCUCUAUCAUAAAAACCAAAUCAAAAGAUUUAACAUAGACAUGAACAACAGCUUGAACAUAGAUAUGGAGAAAGAUCAAGAAACGGCUUUCGAUUACUCAAAACGAUCUCAAUGGCUACGAGCUGCCGUGCUUGGGGCCAUCGACGGUCUUGUCUCAACGGCUUCACUUAUGAUGGGUGUCGGUGCGGUUAAGCCAGACUUCAAAACCAUGAUUUUAACCGGGUUCGCCGGCUUAGUUGCCGGAGCUUGUAGCAUGGCGAUAGGAGAGUUUGUCUCCGUUUACUCUCAGUACGACAUAGAAGUGGCUCAAAUAAAGAGAGAGAACGCAGGAGAUAUAGAGAAAGAAAAGCUUCCGAAUCCGAUGCAUGCGGCUGCUGCGUCUGUUAUAGCGUUUUUUCUGGGAGCGGUUGUGCCUUUAUUAGCGGCUGCGCCUGUGAAAACGUAUAAAGUGAGGGUUGGAGUGAUUGUUGCGGCGGUGACGUUGGCUUUGGUUAUGUUUGGGUGGUUAGGAGCGGUUUUGGGGAAAGCACCGGUGGUUAAGUCGUCAGCUAGGGUUCUGAUUGGAGGAUGGUUAGCUAUGGCGAUUACGUAUGGUUUGACCAGACUGUUUGGAUCACUUGGUCUGUGAUAUAGUUUGUACGCGUGUUUCAUGCAAUACAAAAUAAGCGGUUACGUUUUUUUCAUCAUAUACGCAACCAAAGAAUAUUUCAUAUGGCAAGAAACUUUGGAAUAUAUGGAUGAUGGAUCCGUGACUUGUUUCUAGAUUUAUGUAAAGCAAUAUGUUAUAUAAAUCUCUCCAAUGGUGUUUUUCUUAAUGAAUGAUAAGUGUCACG